Molecule: messenger RNA, 1488 nt
Organism: Microthlaspi erraticum
Lineage: Eukaryota; Viridiplantae; Streptophyta; Magnoliopsida; Brassicales; Brassicaceae
Source: the annotation of a GenBank genome assembly
AUGUUGGAAGAUCAUGACGGAAGAGUCUGCUAUGAGGAGCCGGGGAUUGCAGACAUAAUAGAAAAAUACUACGCCGAGCUAUUCUCCUCUUCUAUCAAUGACAUGACUUCAAUGGUAGAAACUAUCCUAUCCCCACGCAUCUCAAACACAGAGAAUGAAACCCUUAUAGCGGAGCCUACUAAGGAAGAAAUAAGACAGGCCCUCUUUGCAAUACACCCGGAUAAAGCCCCAGGUCUCUUCUCAUCCGGACUUCUGCCUGCAACGAUCAACACAACGCAUAUCAGGUUAAUUCCAAAAACCUCAAGCCCAAAAGGAGUAACAGACUACAGGCCUAUUGCCCUUUGCAAUGUGUUCUACAAGAUAAUCUCGAAACUACUCACCCUGAGACUUCAACCGAUCCUUAGCGGCCUUAUCUCGGAAAACCAAUCUGCGUUUGUCCCAGGUCGAGCAAUAUCUGAUAAUGUGAUGAUCACACAUGAGGUCCUCCACUUCCUGAAGACAUCCGGAGCAAAAAAGCAUUGCUCAAUGGCGGUUAAAACAGAUAUGAGCAAAGCGUACGAUAGGAUUGAAUGGGAUUUCCUUGCAGCGGUUCAAAAGAAACUCGGUUUUCACCCUAAGUGGAUUAACUGGAUAAAUCAAUGUGUAUCAACUGUUACAUACUCGUACCUGAUUAAUGAAGGAGCCCACGGAAAUGUUCAACCAAGAAGAGGGAUCAGACAAGGAGAUCCUCUCUCCCCCUUCAUCUUCAUCCUCUGUGGACAGGUUCUCUCAGGUCUGUGCACGAAAGCCCAAAAGGAAGGAUCUUUGCCGGGGAUAAAGACGUACGAAGUGGCAUCAGGGCAAAAAAUAAACCUCAUCAAAUCAUCUAUCACGUUUGCGGCGAAAACAAGCAGAGAGACAAAAGAGAAAGCUCAAGAGAUUUUGGGAAUAACCUCCAUAGGAGGAAAAGGGAAGUAUCUGGGGUUACCUGAACAUUUUGGUCGCAAAAAGAAAGACUUGUUUGCGUUGAUAGUGGAGCGCAUACAACGAAAGGCCUCAAGUUGGUCUUCACGUUUCCUCUCGGAGGCUGGAAAGAUGACUAUGCUACAAUCGGUCCUCUCUGCGAUCCCAACUUACACUAUGUCAUGCUUCAAACUGCCAAUGAGCCUAUGCAAACGAAUCCAGUCAGUUUUGACAAGAUUCUGGUGGGACGAGCAAGCUGGAAAGAGAAAGAUGUGUUGGGUAGCGUGGAGGAAGCUUACCAAGUCGAAGAAGGAUGGCGGGCUUGGGUUCCGGGACAUUCAAGCCUUUAAUGAUGCGCUGCUAGCGAAGCUGAGUUGGAGAAUCCUCACCAAUCCAUCUUGUCUCUUGGCCCGGGUGCUAAAAGGAAGUAUGUUAGACAUGAAAACUUCCUGGAAACAAAAGGUAAAGCUUCAGCUUCACAUGGAUGGCAAGGGAUUGUUAUUGGAAGGAACCUAUUGCGCUCUAACCUGGGGAAAGCAAUUGUAA